Molecule: messenger RNA, 1239 nt
Organism: Colletotrichum orchidophilum
Lineage: Eukaryota; Fungi; Ascomycota; Sordariomycetes; Glomerellales; Glomerellaceae
Product: FAD binding domain-containing protein
Exons: 2
Coding region: 1-1239 (412 amino acids)
Biological process (GO): ubiquinone biosynthetic process
Cellular component (GO): mitochondrion
Molecular function (GO): oxidoreductase activity; FAD binding
Source: RefSeq, a predicted model, not a curated record
AUGAGCCGCCCGUUCAGCAAUGUCGUGAUCGUCGGAGCUGGCCCCUCUGGCCUACUUCUCGCCCUGCUCCUGUCCAAGCAUGGCAUUCCGGUUCACAUCCUAGAGGCUCAGGACCACCUCGAUCAGCAACCGCGCGCCGCCCACUACGGUCCCGCAGCCAUACCCGAUCUCAAGCGAGCAGGGGUUCUGGACGAGAUUCGACGUCGCGGCAUGACGGUGAACAAGUUUGUAUGGCGUCGACUUGACGACCACAGCCUCAUCACCGGGUUCGAUUCGGGAGUGCUACGCGAUGCCAACGGCGAAGACCUGCGGACUACGUGUCUCGCACUGCAGGAACUCGACCAGGUCAUGCUCGACGAGUUCUUGGAGAAGUACAACGGAACCAUCAGCUGGGAACACCGUGUGGUUGGCCUCGGACAGGAAGAAACCCGCGCCUGGGUCGACGUCGAAACUCCCGAGGGGAAGAAGCGGAUCGAGGCCGACUACAUUGUCGGAUGCGACGGCGCCAACAGCGCCGUUCGAAAGGGGCUUUUCGGCGACGAGUACCCGGGCUGGACGUGGGAUCAGCAAAUCGUCGCGACGAACACGUACUACGAUUUUGCCGGAAAGUUUGGAUUCGACGACGCCAACUUCAUCAUCCAUCCCGAGCACUUCUUCAUGGCGGCCAAGAUUACCAACGACGGCCUGUACCGCGUGACCUAUGGCGAGGAGUCGAACCUCUCACACGAGGAAUUGAAGGCGCGCCAGCGGGAGAAGUUCAAGACGAUGUUGCCGGGACACCCCGAGCCUGACGAGUACAACGUGGUCAACUUUGCCCCGUACAAGAUGCACCAGCGGUGUGCCCCGCAGUUCCGCGUCGGUCGGUUCAUGCUGGCGGCCGACGCGGCGCACUUGUGUAACCCCUGGGGCGGUCUGGGAAUCACGGGCGGGUUCGUCGACGUCGGCGGCUUGUACGACUGCCUCGCGGGGAUCUGGGACGGAGUGGCGAAUGAGAGCAUACUCGAUCUGUACAGCGAGAAGAGGAGGGACAAGUGGAGGACGAUUAUUGACCCGAUAUCGCAGGAGAACUUUCGGAGGGUAUCGGAUGCGGACCCGGCCACGAGGCUGGAGAGGGAUGGGUUCAUGCAGAUGUGUGUGCGCGCUGGGAAGGACCCGGUGUUUAUGAGGGAGUUGAUGAUGGGGAGCUUUGAUGUGAGGUAUGAUUUUACGCAGCAUUAUAAGAAGGUGAACGGUCCGUAG